AAAAAGAUUGAGAAAAGUCCUGCGAGGUGCUCGAAUGCGACGCAAAGGGGAGUAAAAGAGGAGCGGGGAAAGAGCGCGUCUGUGGCGUUCUGGUCGUUUCCACGGGAGUUCAGCGGAGUUGCACGUGUCCUUCGGCUCGAGUCGAGUCGCUUCCCUUUUACUGACGCUUAAAUUAAGUUACUAGUUCGAACGCCGGCUGUUGCGAAGUAAGUGCCGCGGGAAACCAUGACAAGCCAUUUCAAGAGCGGACCUGCCUUCGGACUGUCGGCCGAAGUGAAGAGCAAGCUGGCUCAUAAAUAUGACCCCCAGAAGGAGGAGGAGCUCAGGCAGUGGAUCCAGGAGAUCACAGGCCGGAGGGUCCCGGAGAACUUCAUGGAGGGUUUGAAGGAUGGGGUCAUCUUGUGCGAGCUGAUCAACAAACUGCAGCCUGGAUCAGUGAAAAAGAUCAACGACUCGCCGCAGAACUGGCACCAGCUGGAAAACAUUGGCAAUUUUGUCAGAGCCAUCACAGAAUAUGGGAUAAAGCCACACGACAUCUUCGAAGCCAAUGACCUGUUUGAGAAUGUCAACCACACCCAAGUUCAAAGCACGCUCAUCGCUUUGGCUGGAAUGGCAAAGUCCAAAGGAUUCAACACAAAGUCUAAUGUGGGGGUGAAGUAUGCAGAAAAACAAAACCGGCGCUUCAACCCUGAGAAGCUGAAAGAAGGUCGCAACAUCAUCGGACUACAGAUGGGCACCAACAAGUUUGCCAGUCAGAAGGGUAUGACCUCGUAUGGGACAAGGCGUCACUUGUAUGACCCCAAAGCAGGCAUGGAGAAUCCCCUGGACCAGUCCACUAUCAGCUUACAGAUGGGUACCAACAAAGGAGCCAACCAGUCUGGAAUGACAGCUCCAGGCACCAAGCGCCAGAUCUUUGACAAGAAGAUAGACCUGGAGCCAUGUGAUACAGCCACAGUUUCACUGCAGAUGGGCACCAACAAGGUGGCAUCCCAGACAGGCAUGACGGUGUAUGGCCUUCCCCGCCAGGUGUACGACAGAAAGUACUGUGUCAACCCAGACAGCCUCCUCAACAAUGGGGAGGGCUACGACUAUCAAAAUUACUCCGACUAAGGACAGAGACCGUUGCUCUGGCAACCAGCAAAACCAGUGUUACUGUUACUGCUAUUAGCUGUUUUCAUCCCUGGCCAUCAUCAAGUGAACGAAGCCCCUUCCCACUACCUUAAUCAGUUUUCUAACGUGGGUAAGAAUUUAUAAUGGGCCCUCAUGUGCACUACCUGCCAAAUUGGCUUCCUUGACACUUUUAAUUUUAUAUGGUAGAAUACUGGCUUGUGCCUGAAAAGCAGGGAUAAGCUUAAGAGAUCCAUUGUUUUUAAUAAAGUCUAAGUAUGUGUUUUUAUUUGAUUUAUAAAAUAAAGCUAUAUAUUAUAUUGGCAAUACAAAACUCUAACUUCUAGAUUGACUGACUGAAUUGCUUGUUAGCCAUAUAGCCCUGAUUUAUGCCCAAUGAGCUUUAAUAUAUAUAUUUUUUUCCCCCAAGAUUGGGAUACAUGUACAGCUUCACAUGCCUCAACCUGUGAUCCAAGAUGAGAUGGUUUUUUUUUUAAAAAAAAAAAAAACCUUAGACUUAACUUUGACACACCAGCUCACAGGAAAGGUUUAGUAAAUUUGACCUUCUGUAGUUUUGACAUGUUCAGCCAUCAUUAAACUCAGCAAAUGAGUUUUACAUGGCUCUGCUGUGCCAUCUGAUGUUAUGAAUCAUUUUUUAUGGAGAUGCAUACUUCCCAUGUAUAUAGAUCUUAAAAGAAAUCUAAUAUCAAAUACUUUGACAAACCAAUCAAGAUAUCUUCAUAAACAUAACACUAAAAUGUUUUAAGACUUCUCGAAGUAUGACUUUUGUUUCACUCAGAUGUGAAUGAUGGCCUAAGCUAGAAAUGUACUGUUAACUAAUACUUUCAACACAAAGAUUUAGACAAUAGUGUAGGACAUGGGCAAAUGAUUCCUUGCAGUAAUGAGACAUAUUGUAACUGCACCAGUACUAUAUGAUAGGAGAUGAAUUUAUCAUUUGAGGACAUUUUAGUUAGUUUUGGUACAAAUUUAAUGUCUCAAGGUAACCAAAAAAAUUCUUUUUAAAACCUACUCAGAAUCAACACUUUGCCUUCUUAAAGUAGAUGCCAAUGUAAACAUUUCACAUUCCCUUGGUUUUGAUGGACAAGUGUAGGGGCCACUUGAUCUGCAAUUCAGACUUCUAACACUUGACAUCUGUGCUGAUAGACUUGCUCAAUGUUAGACUGAGAAAGCAGUGUUCUACAAGGUUCUGUUAUGGUUUGCUAGGUGUGGUUUUAAAAAACAUUUAAAGUUCAAUCUGCUAAUACAAAAACACAAAAUGAAAAGGCUGUUUACCUAGUAUUUGUAUUUCUGAAUGAAAACUGUGCAAUACCAAUAAAUAAGACACCAUUUUAAA
Scleropages formosus (Asian bonytongue) is the source of this 2461-nucleotide messenger RNA. It is a transcript of the gene cnn1b, whose product is annotated as calponin 1, basic, smooth muscle, b. The transcript has 7 exons. Gene Ontology annotation, molecular function: actin filament binding. Lineage: Eukaryota; Metazoa; Chordata; Actinopteri; Osteoglossiformes; Osteoglossidae. Gene Ontology annotation, cellular component: actin cytoskeleton. Gene Ontology annotation, biological process: actomyosin structure organization; actin filament organization. The record is from RefSeq and is a predicted model, not a curated record. The coding region runs from base 226 to 1110 and encodes 294 amino acids.